Messenger RNA from Trichobilharzia szidati, 524 nucleotides. The record is from the annotation of a GenBank genome assembly. NCBI's taxonomy places the organism in Eukaryota, Metazoa, Platyhelminthes, Trematoda, Strigeidida, Schistosomatidae.
CAAGUAAUAGAUGGAGAAAAGUCUGGUGUGUUUUGUAGACAGACAAACACUAGUAAUAUAAAUGAUUCUGUAUUCCUUAGUCCAUCGAAUAACAACAGUAUGAACAAUAUUCGCCGUGGUAUCGAUGAUGCUAACAAUAAAACAACUGGAACAAUGAAUAGAACUCCGAGUGGAGAUAUGGGUGGAUUCAAGCCGCCAUCAUUAAAUGCUGGAAUGGAUUCUGGCAAUAAUAUGCUUACAGACAAACCAGUAGGUAGUAGCAUUGGCAGACAUAAUUCAAUGCGAUCGUUGGCUGCAUCUAAUCGACCAACAAGUCUAUCAAGAACAGCAAGUGUUCGACGGGACAGGGAUUCUGGAUUAAUAUCCAAAGCACUCGGCUACAUGUUUGGCUGGUCAUAAAUUUGAAACCAAUUUUUGGGUAUUUACCAGUUUCGAUUAUUGGUAAUACCGGAUAUGUAGUUAUGGUUUUCUGAGAUUCAUCUUAUCCUAUGCCAUAUUGUAAAAUAAAAGUAUAACGUUAUGAU